Molecule: messenger RNA, 2594 nt
Organism: Bactrocera oleae (olive fruit fly)
Lineage: Eukaryota; Metazoa; Arthropoda; Insecta; Diptera; Tephritidae
Gene: coil
Product: coilin
Source: RefSeq, a predicted model, not a curated record
GGUCUUCUGAACACUUAACAGUUAUUUUAUUCAAAUUAUUUCCUUAAAAAAUACUCUUGGUUAUAAAUCGAAAACAUUUAAGUAUUAAAUCAGUAAAUAUAAUAUAUGUUAAAAAAUAUAUAAUUCUAAAUUUUUGAGGCAUCCAAUUAUUUUUAGUUUUUAAAUCAGCAUUAUUAAAGCAUUCGUGAACAACAGUUAAAGCGAGCUUUUAUUGAUGCGGUAGUGAGCCAAUUCAUAAAAAACAUCAAAUAAUUUAUUUUUUAAAAGAAUUGCAAAUAACUCUCUUUUUAUAAGAAAAAAAAAUUAUUCUACGUUUUUGUGACUAUCAAAAACUUUUCAGAUCAUCAUCGAUUCUGGUUUUGUAUAAACGAUUCUUCAGUAAUUAACAUUGUAUAAAUCUACAAUACCGUAUGCAAUGGUAAUUAACAACCUAUUUUCAUUGGUUAUCUAUUGUGAAUGAAUGCAUUGAGAACGAAAAGGAGAAAACAGGCGCGUAUUUUGUGAUCAUUUGUCGUUAUUGUCGUUUGUAAUUUGUUUAUGAAUGUUAAAAAUGAAAAAGUUUCCAGUUAAAAUUGAUCUUUCAACAUUUUUCGAAGACGAAAGAAAAUAUGUCAUAAUUCUUGUGGAUCCACAAUGGAAAAACGUGGAGUAUUUACAACGUCGAGUGGAAGAAAUAUUCGAUGUGCGGCCGGUCCGGUUUCUGACUAUCGAUAAUCUAUUUAUACCUCCACAAGAAUCUAUUGAAGUUGUAGAAUUUACGGAAUCUCUUAAAGCUUUCAUACCAAAACGUGCACUGGAGGAAUCUCGCCGACGCUCAAAGCAAUUGAAACUUGAAACUCAAGCAAUUGCUAAUAAUGUAGAAGAAUCGAUUGAGAAGAAUUUAGUUAAAAAAAGGAAGUAUUAUACAUUGGGUACCGAUAUUCAAGGAAGCUCUACACCCAAUCAGACGAAGAAAUCGAGACGUACUCCAAAAAUUGUAAAUCAGUCACCACCAGUAGAUACAAUUAAAACAGUGUCCAAUGAAUCACAAGAAAUCACAAGUACUAAUGAGCAAGUUAACAUAUUGAAAGACUGUGAACAUUUCCAACUCAAUAAAAGCGUGGAAAAAAAUUCCAUAUGCGGAGGUGCAAAAUCCAUUUUGGUAGAAAAACAAAGUGUAACAAUGAAUGCGUCGAAAGAGAAUACAACUAGUAAACAUAAACGUAAAAGGUCUCAUAAAGAUAGCUCUGCACUGUCUUUGGAUUUCGAGCAAGAAAGAAGUAACUGUACAUUAACGUUGCGGCCGGAAGUACCUUCGUCUACAUUCCUCAACCAUUCUAAACCAUCAAAUAAAUCCUCACAUAUAUACUUUGAAGAUUCGACUAUCGUAGAAACUACAACCAAGACACAACAAACUACUAAUGUCAAAGCUAAUACAACCAAAGUAUCUUUUAAAUGUAAACUAAGUGAUGCAGAGUUUGAGAAACCCGUAGUCUUUCCCUUACAAUAUAUUAACAAAAAUAAUAAACUCCUUAAAUCAAUCAUAGAUAUACAAGAAAAUAUACUUCUGCAGCCAGCUAAUAUCGAUAUAUUGUUCAAAGCGCCGGUUAUGAAUGAUAUAGACAAACAGUUGGAAGAAAAUGUUUUGUCAACUACUUUUAAUACAACAGAGAAUAAAGAAAGUGAAACAAUUGAUGAAAUCACGAAUGUAACAGAAACUGAAGAUAAUUUUGAAUCCCCAAAUAAUGGCAACAUUAUCAGAAAUAGUUUGGACCAUAUCGAUUGCAAGUUAAAUAGAGACUCUGGUAUAGAAAAAGAAAUACACCAUAACAACUUUAAAGAAAAUUCCAAUUCUGAGAGUCGCAUUAAUGAUGAGGAUGUAACUAUUACGGGCGUUAACUCAAAAGAUGACAACGAAAAAAGUGUUACGAAUCAAUCACAAGCUGAGCUUUCCAACAAUGAUUAUAAUUUAAAUGAGGAAGUACAAAGAGAGACUGUGUCCUCCAAUGACAAGAUGAAACAAACAGAUAUGACAAAAUCCGCAGCUACUAAUAUAUUAGAAAUGUCCGAUAAUUCACAGCUAAUGGACGAAAGCUCUGUCAUAGACUUGGAUGACGAUGAUGAAGAUAUAAUUGAUUUAAGUGAUGCUGAUGACCAACAAAAAUCGCUGGCAGCAAGUCGUUCUAAAUUGUCUGAAACUUUAAAUAAAAGCAUAAGCACAAUGAGUAUCGAUGAAAUGCUUCCUUUUUGUGUGCCACUGACCGGUACACCUGAAUUAGGUGAUGUUAUCAUAUUUAAGUUUAAUCGUCGUGUUUCUGGUGCUAAAAUAGAUGAAUCACAAUUCAUAGCCUGUAGAUGUGAACACAUCAAUAGACGCACUAAAGCUUUAAAGCUCGCUGUGAUAAAUGCUAGUCUCGAAAACGAUGUCCUUCCUCAGAAGUAUAAGUACAGUUUAGAUGAUUCAUUUGAAAUAAGAUUUAUGAAUAUUAAGUUUACGGAUAUGAUCGAUCCUAAGGUAUUGAAAAUUAGCUGUUAGAUUAAGAAGAAAACUAUUUGUUGUAAGAAAUUAAAAUGUUUGAUUUUUUGUUUAAUAAAUUUAUUAUAAAUAAGCAUUA